UCAUGAAACAAUGGCAAAGAUUGGAAAAGAGAUACUAACGAAGGGUGACUUGGAUGCCCUCAGAAAACCUGGUCCUUUGAGCGACACUGUAAUAAAUUACAUCCACAAGGAUUUUCAAGACUAUGUUAAUGACAUGAGACCAAGACGAAUCCUAAGCCUUUCUAGCUUUGUACUCCCUAUAUUUCGAAAGCGCGGAAUAGCUGCUUUCCAAUGGAUAAAAAAGCUAAAUGUUUUUCAUUAUGAGCUUCUUGCCAUUCCAGUUUACUUAACUAAUCAUUGGAUAGAAGUUAUUAUAGAUAUAUUUCAUCAAGCCUUUCUUGUAUUUGACUCUCUUGGAAAGAAGCACCAACAUCUACUUACAAUUGUGGGCAUGCUGAAACUGUGGAUUACGGAUGUGUCCCAUUUAGUCAAUGGAUCGAUUCUAGACGUAACCGACUGGUCGUUGAUAUACCCAAUACCUCAAAAUUACCCGCAACAAACCGAUCCAUUUAAUUGUGGAAUAUGGACUUGUGUGAACAUGCUUUCAGCAGCUGUGGACAAUCCUCGUGUAGCCAACAACAUCAAUCCCAAUGACAUGAGGACGUGGCUAUUGCAUCGAAUUGUUCUGACAGGGGCCGUUGAAAGGAGAGAACAGAAAGAUGAACUACUUGAAAACGACCAUGAUGAGGAUACACAUUCUAGUGACUGCACUAUAGAGACAGAAACAACAAUUCAUCAAAAAUCAGAUACGAAAAGUAAACGUUAUUCACCAGGCGAACACCUUACAGCUAAUGACUCUAUAACGGUAUCGUUCAAGCCAGGAAAAGUACCCUUUUCUAUUGAAGGCACAACAGAUCCUGACAGAUCAAGGUACAGGAGCGUGAUCUACAAGUAG
Molecule: messenger RNA, 874 nt
Organism: Corticium candelabrum
Lineage: Eukaryota; Metazoa; Porifera; Homoscleromorpha; Homosclerophorida; Plakinidae
Product: sentrin-specific protease 2-like
Exons: 13
Coding region: 11-874 (287 amino acids)
Biological process (GO): protein desumoylation; proteolysis
Cellular component (GO): nucleus
Molecular function (GO): deSUMOylase activity
Source: RefSeq, a predicted model, not a curated record